This is a messenger RNA of Thamnophis sirtalis, 1745 nucleotides long. The record is from RefSeq and is a predicted model, not a curated record. NCBI's taxonomy places the organism in Eukaryota, Metazoa, Chordata, Lepidosauria, Squamata, Natricidae.
CUAUGCUUUUUAUUUUUCUGUAUUUCUUUUCUUUUUCACUUGCAACACCCAUUGAAGCUGGACUUUAAUCUCUGUCUCCCUUGCAGGCUGAAUGAUCUGCCUGUGCCUGGCCCUGCCUGACCCCAGGCAACUCCCCAGUGAUCAUGUGGUGGCUGCUCCUUCCUGUCACCAUCGUGGCUGGUGUCCUGCUCUCCUGGCCACCCCCUGUUUGGGGCACCCGUGUCGUCUUCACGGUCACAGACAUGGCCCUCACCCAUCUGGCUGUACACCAUGAGACCGGGGAGGUCUACUUGGGUGCCGUCAACCGCAUCUACAAGCUCUCAGCCAACCUGACCCAGAUACGGGCUCACACCACGGGGCCAGUGCCGGAUGACCCCAGAUGCUACCCUCCCCCAGGUGUCCGGCUCUGUGCCCAUCGGCUCUCCCCUGCUGACAAUGUCAACAAGCUGCUCCUGAUUGACUAUGCUGGCAACCGUCUUGUGGCCUGUGGCAGCGUUUGGCAGGGAGUAUGCCAGCUCUUGCGGUUGGAGGACUUGGCCAAACUAGGGGAGCCUCACCAGCGCAAAGAGCACUACCUCUCGGGGGGCCGUGAACCAGAUGCCAUGGUCGGUGUGAUUGUGGAGCAGCUGAGAGAGCCCAGCCAGUUCUUUGUGGGCACUUCAAUCGGAGGACGUUCGGAGUAUUUCCCCACGCUCUCCAGCCGUCGGCUCACUCCUGAUGCCACCAGCCCAGAGAUGUUCAGCCUGGUGUAUCAGGACGAGUUUGUGUCUUCUCAAAUCAAGGUCCCUUCCGACACUCUCUCGCUUUACCCCGCCUUUGAUAUCUACUAUGUGUCUGCGUUUGUGUCUGGCGGUUUUGUGUACUUCCUCACUUUGCAGCUUGACACCGCUCAGACGCCCCUCGAGCCCGCCGGAGGUCCCGUUGGCCCUGGCGCGACAGGUGGAGAGCGCUUCUUUUCAUCCAAGAUUGUGCGCCUGUGUGCCAAUGACACAGAGUUCUACUCUUAUGUGGAAUUUCCUCUGGGCUGCUCCAAGGACGGGGUGGAAUACCGUCUGGUCCAAGCGGCUCAGCUGGCCAAAGCUGGCCGACAAUUGGCCGAGUCGCUGGGCAUUGCAGAAGGGCAAGAUGUGCUUUACGCCGCCUUCUCGCAAGGCCAGAAGAACAGGGCAGCACCACCCCGGGAGAGCCUGCUCUGCCUUUUCACGCUGGAUGAAGUCAAUCAACGCAUCCGUGAGCGUAUCCAGUCAUGCUACCGUGGGGAAGGGCGACUCUCUCUACCGUGGCUUCUCAACAAAGAGUUGCCCUGCAUCAACACGCCCAUGCAGAUCAAUGGCAAUUUCUGUGGGUUGGUACUGAACCAACCCCUAGGAGGGCUGCAGGUCAUUGAGGGACGCCCGUUGCUCCAGGAACAGACCGAGGGCAUGGCCAGUGUUGCUGCUUAUACCUAUCGGGGCCAUUCGGUCGUCUUCAUUGGAACCCGUGCUGGCAACCUGAAGAAGGUUCGUGUGGACAAUCCGGAUGAGGCCCAUCUUUAUGAGUCUGUGCCGGUGGUGCCUGGAGAGCCUGUGCUGCGUGACAUGGUCCUGAGCCCUGACCAACGCUACCUCUAUUUGCUCAGUCAGAGACAGUAUUGGUACGAUGGUGAGGAGUUGGGUGAACUCCCUCUGGACUUCGAUGUCAUUUGGGAUGGAGAUUUUGCCAUUGACAAGCCACCAGGAUUCAAAGGUACCAGUUCUGGGUAUUGA